This is a messenger RNA of Closterium sp. NIES-65, 2505 nucleotides long. The record is from the annotation of a GenBank genome assembly. Lineage: Eukaryota; Viridiplantae; Streptophyta; Zygnematophyceae; Desmidiales; Closteriaceae.
AUGAAGAACUGUGGGGGGGCGGUACACGCUCAGGUGGUGGAGAAAGGAGUGCUUGCUGACGUGGCCAAGAUCGCUAGGAAAGGAGGGGCGAGCCCUGCAGCAACAGCAAGAGCGCGAGGGCUCAUUCAGGAGUGGGCAGACGUGUUCCCCCCUGGCCCCACCUGCCGCCACACAGAGUACUUCCUCGCAUUCGACGAGCUCAAGAGGAGUGGCGUCCCCUUCCCCCCCAAUCGCCACACUGCAAGCUCCCACCACUCCCCCUCCAUCCCUGUGCCGACUCCCGAGCGUGCAGCAGCCAGUCACGGCGUGCCACCUGGCGGCCUCCCCCCGCACCUGCAUCCCCAUGCCAACCACUCCACCCCUCCUCAACUCUACAACUCACCCACCUACGGCAGCCCCGUUGGGGGGGGAUACAGUCCGGGUAACCCUGCUGCUGCUGCUUAUAAUGGAGCUGCUUAUAACGGGGCAGCUUAUAACGGAGCUGGUUAUGAUGGUGCGCGGUCUCCUCUUGGAGGUCCCAGGUCGUUACCACCGCAGCCACAGCCCCCUCCCUUGCAUUAUCAGCAGCCGCAGGCACAGGCACAGCAGCAGCAGAGUGGGAGUGGGUCACAGAACGGGACGAGUGCCAAGCCUAUGAGUUCAUCCCCACUCCGCAUAACCAGCCGCACAGACAUCACCAUGGGGUUGAACUCCAUAGAGGUGCUAUCCGACCUGCUCUCAGCCGCUCCCAUCCAAGGACAACCGUUCCUCUGUGCCGAUCUCUUAACCCACUCUGUUUAUGCUUGGUGCCCAUUCCCUCCCACUCUCUCCAGUCUGGCAGACAUCACCACGGGGUUGAACUCGGUGGAGGUGUUAUCUGACCUGCUCUCAGCCGCACCCAAGGACAACCCUGGCUCUGUGUUGGGGGACGAGUUGGUGCAGCAGCUGGUGGGGGAGUGCCGGGGGCUAGAGGGGCGUCUAGCAGCCACGAUCAACUCCACCAGCACACCUGCCCUGCUCCGCCUGGGCUCUCAACGACGAGGUGCAAGCGGUCAUGAAGCGGUCAUGAAAUGUCAUUUCAUUACCAUGCCUCUUCACUCAUAUUACCCACUGCCCACUGUGCAUCCCUUCGCCUUCCCCCUUUCCUGCUCCCCCGGUGACGAGCAUCUGCUGCGCUUCGCCGUCGUUCUCGACGACGAGGUGCAGGCAGUCAUGAAGAGGAGGCAUCCUGGGCAUUCACAUCUCUCCUCCCACAACCAUCCCCCCUGCCCUAUCCCCUGCUUUCCCAGUGACGAGCACCUGCUCCGUUCUGCCCUGGCUCUCAACGACGAGGUGCAGGCAGUCAUGAAGCGCCACAGCCAGCUGCAGAAAUCCUCUCCUGCCGCUGCUAGUGCUGGUGGUGGUGGUGCAUCUGCUCCUGGCUCGGCUGCAGCAGCAGGGGCAGCAGCAGCAGCAGGGGGAGUGCAGUGGGCGCAGUACGAUGGGGAGGGAGACACUGACAGCGAGCCGACCAUUCAGCUCGACAGGCGCGGCUUCUCCCCCAACCUUGCCCCGUCCCUUCUCCCCCCUCCCCCACCCACCUGCAGUGCGCCAUCUUCCUUCCCCAUCCGCCCCUCAGCUUCCCCCACACCCUCCUACUCGUUCCCCCACGCCCUCAUACUCGUUCCCCCUUGCCCCUCCGCAUUUAUCGCACCCCCCACAUUCUCCCCAUUUUCCCCCCGUUUCUCCCGCCCUGCUUCUGCUCCCCCCCCCCCACCCUACAGUGCGCCAUCUGCCUUCUCCAUCCGCCCCUCAGCUUCCCCCACCUUCUCCCCGAGCGCCCCCCCCGCCUCCCCCCUGCUCCCCCUUCCCCCUGACUGGAAACGCUCCUCCACGCCUCAUGCCCCCUCUGCCCCCACUGCCCCUGCUUCUUCUGCUGGUUCUUCUGCUAGUGGUGCUGGUGGUUCUGUUGGUGCUGACACUGGGUCAGCAGGAGAAUCUGCAGCAUCAGGAGCAGCAGCAGGAGGAGAAGGGGGAGCAGCAGGAGGAGCAGCAGCAGGGGCAGGAGCAGCACCCCCCUAUUCGCUUCCACCAUACGGCUCAGCCCCUGAUCUGCCAGCCAUGACCGCCCAUAUGUCUCACUUGAACCUCGCCCAACCCUCACCCAACGCACAUCCCCACACACAUUCCGAACCUGCCUCCCGGGACGUGUCUCCCUUCCCUGCCCAAGCCUGGGGAACAGGCCACUCCUCUACCGCCCCUUCCUCUGCUCCAUCUCCAUACAAUCCCCAAUCCACACACCUCCCUUCUCCCCAGACCUACCCGUCUCCAUACACUCACACCACGUUACAGUCACAGCCCCCUUCCACCUCCUCCACUCCUGCUGCUGCGCUAGGCUCUGGGUUUGGCUCUGCCCCCGGAUCUGCCCCGCCCCGCCUCUCCAAUUCCCUUCCUUCUCACUCACCCACUGACCCCUUUGGUGGUUCCGGCUCUGGUGCUGCCGGUUUAGUCAUCCCAUCCUGGUCAGAUGUACCCAACCCAUUAUGA